AGGAUAUCACUUGCUUUGAACCAACCGGCCGGCCGGGUGGACUGGAAGGUGGGGAGCGUUGCUGCACUUUCAGAGCGUGGGAUGAGCCAGAAGAAAGCAGCGGUCGGGGCCGGCCACCUGCCAGCGAGAGCUACCCCGGUUCGGCCCGCCAGCUGUGGCAGGACAGCCGGCGGGAAAGCCAAGGGCCAGCGUGGGGGUGGACCGGAGGCGCGGAGCAACUGCGCCAGUGCCAACCCCACCGAUGCCCACCACAGCCCCGCACACCUCGGCGAGAAGGAUGGAGCCGCUCACAGGGACAGGGGUGACGGGAUCACCGGCAUCCGCAGGUGUACUGUUGCCAAUGAGGUGAUUCUCACCAAGGCUGCCCGUGGGAAGGACACAGUUCCCACCAAAGCUGCCCGUGGCAAGGAAGUUAAUGCUGGCGACAAGAGGACAGAUGCCACCAUGGUUGCUGCUGGUGUCAAGGGGAAGAAUGCCAACAACACUGCUGAUGGCAAUGACACCGGUGCCAGGGUGGCUGCUGCUGGCAAGGAAACGGAUCAUGCCAAGGGAAAACAUGCCAACAAAGACGCGAGUGGCAGGAAGACCAAGGCAGCAGCUGCCGCUGGAGACGGUGAGGUCGGCAGAGAGCGAGAUUUGAACCAAGUGCUGCGGGCUGUGAUUGAAGAUCUGCGCAUUAGAUCGGUUGAGCGAUCCCAAGCAUCGAGGCGGGUGAACGUUGUAGUGGAACAUUUGGUGCGGCAAAUCAAACAGGAUCCUAUUUUUGAUUCAAUCGACACGUUGACAAGUGGCAGUUACUACGAACGCGUUAAGAUUUUUGAACCAAAUGAAUUUGAUAUAAUGAUCACAGUCCCUGUGGAGAGAGUCGCGUGUCAAGAGGUGGACAUCGAAGGUGCUUUCUACUGUAUUGGAUUUAAGAGAUGCCCACGUGACAACCUUCUCAAUCGGUUUGUUUGUGACGGACUGCUGUCAGCCGAAAAAAUGCUUUGCCACCUCAGGAAACUCAUAAUAGAUGCAGUAAAAUUAUUGCCAGAUUCCAACGUGAAAGUGUUAAGGAAGAAACCAGGAAGCCCAGCUGUGACGCUGGAGAUAGGGGGAGACGGUGUGCUCAUCUCGCUGGACAUGGUGUUGGCUUUGAAGGUGAAACAGAGCUGGCCCGGCAGCACCAUCAACGGGCUGAAGAUUGAAGAGUGGUUGGGAACAAAGGUCAGGACUGAUUUCAGACGGAAGCAUUUUUACCUGGUGCCAAAACAGCAGCCGCUUGAGACCACAGAAGGAGCCCAAGCUUUGUCAAAGAAAGAAAUGUGGCGGAUCUCAUUCUCGCACAUUGAGAAGAUGAUGAUCAUGAACCAUGGCAACAUGAAGACUUGCUGUGAGAGCGGCUCAUCUAAAUGCUGCAGGAAAUCCUGUCUGAAGCUUUUGAAGCGCCUCAUUGAGAAAUUGAAGGAGAAGCAUCCUCGCAUAUUGGCAGAUGUCUGCUCCUACCAUGCAAAAACAACUCUUUUCCACGCAUGUGUCCAGAGACCUAAAGAUGAAAUGUGGCGUCCUGAAGACCUUGCUGGAUGCUUUCUCCAGCUCUUGGACAACUUCACUGAUCAUCUGAAGAGAGCCAAUCUUCCUCAUUUCUUCAUCCCCACCUACAAUCUCUUUGACGGUCGAACAUUUGAUACAAAAAAUAGUAUUCGACUGCGUCACUUCAUUGAGAAUGAGAGGACCAAAAACUUCCCCAUCUUUGGGUAAAUCUGACUUCAAAAUAGUGACAAUGAUUCUGCUUUUGUCUUGGCAGACCAAGUCGAGAAGGAUAUUUAAUAAUCGGUAUCCAUUCUCUUUGGGUUUUAUUAGGACACAAAGCAAUGUGAAUCUUUUUUUGAAAUCCUGGUUAAGUCUUGGUUGAAAUAUCAUGUUGUAUUUUAGAAUGCAGGUCAAUAUCUGAUUGAGGCUGCAGAGGAGAUAUAGCAGAAUGAUAAGAUGGGAGACUGACUUGGUUUUAUGGAGUCCUUAAAGAGUGAUUGUUCCCCUGAAUGGAGAAGAAGUUUCUCCGCUGGACCCUGAUUUGAGAUAAUUGGAAAAAGGUCCUGAGGUACAACAGGAAAGUUUUGUGUUUACAUAUGAUGCAAGCUGAAAUACACUGCCUGAAAAGAUUGUGGGAAAAAGUACAUUAACAAGCAGUGCCGGAUUUACGUAUAAGCUAAACAAGCUAUAGCUUAGGGCCCCCACUUUCUAGGGGGCCUCCCGAAAAAAUUGAUGGGCCUCGAGGUCUAGAGGGGCCUCCGGCCAAGGCAGAACACCUACCGUUCAACUCUGGGCGGCCCCCCUCUCUAUCUCUCUCUCUCCAUCUCCCCCCGCUAUCCGUGUCCAGGCCGCCGGGCUCCGCUCGCUCCUCAUCCGCCGGCACGGCAGGCCGCCUUGCACAUGCGCACAACCACGGCCAGCACAUCAUCGGCCGCCCUGCGCAUGCGCACUGCAACGGCAACUGGUCGGCGCUGGGCACUUUCUCCCUCGCUUUGAAUUGUGGGAGAUUUGGCCGCCAUGGCUGUCCGGUCGUUGGGGGCCUCACAAGUGGAACAGCUUAGGGCCUCUCUUCAUCUAAAUCCAGCACUGUUAACACGUCAAAAAGAGAAAUGAGUAGAUAGUUGACAAGGAGAAAUGUACAGCAACAAUAUUGAGUGGCUGAGUUCUGGUUGCUGCAUGACGGGAAGGUUGUGGAGCCUUUGGAGAGAGUCCAGCAGGGGUUUACCAGGAUAUUGCCUGACUGAGAGGGUAUGAGCUACAAGCAGAGGUUGCACAAACUCAGAGCUUCACAGGCUGAUAGAAGACUAGAUAGAAGUUUACAAAUUUAUGUGAGGUGUAGACAGUCCUUUUUCCCCAGGUAAAAAUGCCAAAUGCUAGAAGGUAUAGCUUUAAAGUCAGGGGGAAAAGUUCAAAUGUAAUUUAAGUGCCUUCCUGUUUAAUAACUGGUCUAUAAUUCCGUUUUCUCUCUCCCGCCUUUCUUAAAAAGUGGGAUAACAUUAGCUACCCUCCAAUCCGCAGGAACUGAUCCUGAAUCUAUAGAACAUUGGAAAAUGAUCACCAAUGAGUCUAUGAUUUCCAGAGCCACCUCCUUAAGUACCCUGGGAUGCAGACCAUCAGGCCCUGGGGAUUUAUCAGCCUUCAGUCCCAUCAGUCUACCCAACACCAUUUCCUGCCUAAUGUGAAUUUCCUUCAGUUCCUCCAUCACCCUCGAUCCUCUGGCCACUAGUACAUCUGGGAGAUUGUUUGUGUCCUCCUAGUGUAGACGGAUCCAAAGCACCUGAUGAACUCGUCUGCCAUUUCCUUGUUGCCCAUAAUAAAUUCAGUCUUCAAGGGUUCAAUUUUGGCCUUAACUAGUUUUUUCCUCUUCACAUAUCUAAAGAAGCUUUUACUAUCAUCCUUUAUAUUCUUGGCUAGCUUACCUUUGUACCUCACUUUUUCUCCUCAUAUUGCCUUUUUAGUUUUCUUCUGUUGCUCUUUAACAGUUACACAACCUCUGGCUUCUCGCUUAUCUUUGCAAUGUUAUACUUCUCUUUUCUUUUUAUACUGUCCCUGACUUCCCUUGUCAGCCACGGUCGCCCCUUACUCUCCUUGAAUCUUUCUUCCUCUUUGGAAUGAACUGAUCCUUUCAAAUUUCUAGCAUCUGUAGUUUGUUUCUAAUUUUAGACAAUGUGUUUAGAGGAUGGCAUGGAGCAGGCCAGCUAACAGCAUCAGAAUUGUUGGGUGCAGAGUGGCAAAGGUAUGGAUGGGAGUUUCAGCACCAGGUGAGCCAUGGAUCGCCUCACUGACGAAAUGGACGAGGCAAUAACACAACUUGGAGUCAAAUAUGACUCCAGCCUCAGAACUACCAGGUGGAUGGAUGUGUGGCAUUGGUAGCAGUGACCAAAGACAAUGGUGCGAUGGCGUAUCAUCAUUAGAAGAGUGUGAACUUGGUUGAGUGGCUAAAUCUAUCAAUGUUGUUAGCUUGUCCCAUUUUAAAUUCCACUGCCUACAUUUGACGUGGAAUCAAGAAUGUAAUUCUGAUAUGAAAGGUACACAUUAUAAAUAUGUUCACAGUAUAUUUUAUUUCAAGCAAGAGCAGGAUGUGUACAGUGGUAUAUACAAUCCUUGCACUAUUUAUUGCUAUCCAAGCUCUUCUACCAUUGAAACAUCACAACUUUCCAUUUCCUAUUUACCGGGUAAGUUGCCACAGGCAAAAUGUAUUUACAGUAGGUAUGUUACAAAACCUACCUGAAUCGUCAUUGGGAAUCUGCCCUCAGCCAUGUCCGCGAUUUUGGCGCUGUUUGGAGGGGGCGGGUUUAAAACGCGAUUUUUACUAGGCUAUUCUAAUCGCAGAUGUUCAGCCUAGUAAAUCAUUAACGAAAAAUCGCUGCAAGACCCGGUCGCAAAAGGUAUUAUUAGUUUUAUAGGCCUCGAUAAUAUAGUUAUAAUAGUUUUAAAAUUACUCUCUGAUUCCGCAACCUCUCGCAGCCCCAGGGUUUUAUAAAGUAAACAAUUAAAGGUAUGUACCUUAUUUUUACAUUAAAUGGGGCAUAUAUAUAACCCUGUAAUUAAAGUUAUCUAUAGCGAGUAGUUCAUUUUGGGCUCUUUAUAUCCCGCAGUAUUUUUCUCGGCAUUUGAGGGCACUAAUCCAGCGCGAUGUCAACGUUCUAAACCAGCGCGUUCACAUGAACCCACUAGAAAGCCGAUUUAAAUGGGCAUUUAUUUACAGCAAUUGAACACUAAAUUCCUUCCAUUUGGCCUAUAAAUUAAUGUAAAUUAGAUAUAAAAAUCAUGUUAUAUUGUGAAUUAUUUGUGAAUAAUCUUUGGACACUUAGGCUAUUUAAAAAUGUUAAUCUUUCCUUAAGAAAUGGGCUUUUGACUAUCAAAGAUCACAGCUUUUUUGUAAUGUCCAUUGAAAAUCAAUAGGGAACAAGAUGCUAAUUUCCAAGUAUGAAAAUGGCCAUAACUUUUUUAAUACUUGAGAUAUGAAAGUGAAUUUGGUGUCAAAUUAAACUUAUUGUUAUGCUUUAUCUGAUGGGAUAAAUUGCAGACUUGAUUUUUAAAAUCUCAAAAUUUUGUAACAUUGCUAUUUACAGGCCCUGCUGCUAUUGAACUACAUGUUUCCCUUCCCUUUAUAAAAAAAAUCUUGCUUUCUAUUUAUUAUGCUUUGGGUGUAUGAUUGGAAAUGAAACAAAACUGAAACAAUACAUAGAUCAACUUUGGUUUCACCAGAAUAUGCUUUUUAUACUUUAUGCUUUCUACAAUGUAACCAUCAAAAGGAAAAUACUAUUUAAUCAAAACUUCUGUAAUUCUUGGGAUGUAGUUGAAGUUCAACUGUUACAUGGGCCAAUAUCUGAAUUUCACCGUUCUUUGAUUAAAAUUUGUACAAAGGAAAUAUUAAUUUAAAAU
Molecule: messenger RNA, 5400 nt
Organism: Leucoraja erinaceus (little skate)
Lineage: Eukaryota; Metazoa; Chordata; Chondrichthyes; Rajiformes; Rajidae
Product: cyclic GMP-AMP synthase-like
Exons: 5
Coding region: 82-1740 (552 amino acids)
Biological process (GO): negative regulation of double-strand break repair via homologous recombination; paracrine signaling; DNA damage response
Cellular component (GO): site of double-strand break; cytosol; nucleus
Molecular function (GO): double-stranded DNA binding; chromatin binding; 2',3'-cyclic GMP-AMP synthase activity
Source: RefSeq, a predicted model, not a curated record